Molecule: messenger RNA, 1994 nt
Organism: Mangifera indica (mango)
Lineage: Eukaryota; Viridiplantae; Streptophyta; Magnoliopsida; Sapindales; Anacardiaceae
Product: GATA transcription factor 15-like
Exons: 2
Coding region: 1082-1573 (163 amino acids)
Biological process (GO): regulation of DNA-templated transcription
Molecular function (GO): sequence-specific DNA binding; zinc ion binding
Source: RefSeq, a predicted model, not a curated record
UUGGCCUAAACUUUAGCAUUACAAUAUUAAAUGACAUUUUAAUAGUUAAUAACACAACGCCCUUUAGAUUUCGAACUCAGGAAAUUGGACCAAAACCCGAUAAGCCAUGGGGGGAGCCAAACGAAGACGAGCGGUAGCGAAAAAAGCCGCUGCACCGCAUCUUGAAAUGGAAGAAAUAAGCCACUGAACACAGGUGGAUGCUGAUGGAGAUGGCUUGGAAGAGAUUUGGUUGAGAAGAGCUAGUGUGAUGGUGAUAAUGCAUGGACACGGCGGCAAGGGAACAGUUGGCAAUGUUGUCUUGUGCAGGGUGGCGCAACAAGAUUCAACAUUUUUGUGCAGGCGAUGGUGAAGGAAGACAAGCGAAAUCGACAUAACCAUUGCCGAACUGGUGGGCGACGGCAUGGUGGCAACUUGCCCCUGCCAGGAACCGGCCACCACAACACGACCUUGGCAGUUUAGAGAAUUUUUUCACUCCUCUCUCUAAACUUUUCCCCCUCCCUCCCUCUCCCACUUCUCUCUCCUUUUAAACCCAACUGCGAUCUCCUUCCUUCUCUUUAUCGACACUCUUUGCUCUCUUUUCCCUUCAAUAAUUUUUUAUCUCUCUUCCUACAACAAACACCAUUACAAACUUCUGCUUUGUAAUUGAAACUGAUUCGUUCCCUCCUGUCCCUGCAUGUCGCCACGUGCCCCAUUCCCUUAUCUAGAUUUGGUGUCUAUCACUUCCUCGAGUGAGUUGAGCAAGGGUAUUUUUGUCAUAUAAUUUCAUUUCUAGGGUUUUUUUUCUUCCUCUAUUUUUUUUAUUUAUUUGCAUCGGUCAAUAGGUUUAGUAGCAACAAAACAAAACAUGCCCUUUUAAACCCUUUCUUCAUCUCUCUCCUUUUAGUUUUUCAAAGCUUCUUCCUUUUGUCUUUUUUCCUCCUUGCGAAUUUCUCUUCUUCACUGCUGCUUCUUGUUGAGGGUGAGCUGAUAAAAGUGGCUUAAGCUUUUUUGGUUCCCUUUUUGUUUUAAAGUAAGCAGCAGCAUCUGCCACUAUUUAGUUCAGGUUUUCUUGAUUCGGAAAUCAUUGAACAACAACAACAACAUGAUGAAUGAAAGCAACAACAACAAUCUCAAGUUCUGUACGGACUGCAAGACUACAAAAACUCCUUUGUGGAGAGGUGGCCCUGCUGGUCCCAAGUCACUUUGUAACGCAUGUGGGAUCAAAUACAGGAAGAAAAAGAGAGUUACUGAAAGCUUAAACAGCAGGCGUCCAGAAAAGAGAAAAGACAAAACAACACAUUAUAUGACAAAUGCAAACUCCGCCUCUGCACAAGGUGUUUUUGCCAAAGUUGAUGAUGAUGGUAGUGAUGCUUUUGUUGUUAAUAAUAACACAGAUUUGGGUGAGAAUCUCGAGAUGCCGUUAAUGGUUUGGGGAAAAGAAAUGAUGUUGGAGAGAUCAUUAUCUUCACCAUCACUGUCGCCAUUUGUGCUGGUGAAGAAGAAGCAAAGAUGCCAGAGAAAAAGGAAGUUGAAAGAGGAAGAGCAAGCAGCUUUCUCUUUGCUGGCCUUGUCAAGUGGGUUUGUUUUUGCUUGAAAGUUGAUAAUCACUCCAAAUCACUCAGCCUUUCACUGUCUAUUUUUAGGCCAAUUUUCUUGUUAAUGAUAGUUGUUUUGAAGAUAGAAAUUAAGAGCCACAUUGAGAGUAGUGAUGAUGACACAAGACCGGCGGAGAUAGACACAGCCAUGGCCCAUGGAUCGGACUGAUUUUGGUGUGCCCACCAUGUUUAGGGAUCGGACCAUGCCUCAGUUCGUCAAUUAAUGGAUCGAGGUAGCUGACAAGUAUGGUAACACUAGCGAUAUGGUCUAGGGUUUUUGGAUCAUACUUUCGCAGAUCUUGGUGAAUCAAUUUGUAUGGAUCGGUCCACUAUUUAUUAUUAUGAAUUUUUUUAUGACAAAGAUUGUGGAGGUUUUUAUCUUUGGGAUAUAGAUAUGAUAUGAAUUAAUUGUUUCUAUUU